UUGUAUAUGACGCCUGAAUAAUUACAUCAGAAGGACGUUAUAUAUAUUUUAAGGUUCAUCGCAGAAAGAGAUGAGUUUUUAAAACAAUGAAGUCCUUCGGAAUUAUCUUGCUCUGCUGUGUCAUUGUCGCGUCGACGUCCUUUGUUGAUUACACCGGGCACAAAGUGUUAAGAGUUACACCAAACUCGGAGAAACAAUUACGAUUGUUGCAUCAGUUUCGAGAAGAUUAUUCUGUGGACUUAUGGAACGAACCCAGAUCCAUUGGUGAACCUGUAUUGGUACGCUUGAGACCUGAACUGAUUCAAUCUGUUGAAGAUAUUCUGAAAGAACAAGGAGUGGAGUAUGGAGUGGCAUUCUCUAAUUUGCAAAGUGCAAUAGAAGCAGAACGGUCUCAACACGCUCCAACAAAUGUCAGCGGAGCGACAGGCUCAUUCAAUUUUGGAAAAUAUCACAGAUAUGAUGCAAUAGUUCAAUUGCUGAAGGAUUUAAGCUCCAAACAUUCGAACAUAGCAAAACUGGAAGUGAUUGGAAAAAGUUACGAAAACAGACCUCUUUACAAUAUGAGGAUCAGUUCUGGGGACAGUUCUUCAAAACCAGUCGUUUUAAUAGAAUGCGGAAUUCAUGCCAGAGAAUGGGCAUCGGUAGCAACUUGUACUUACAUGGUCAAUGAAAUUAUUACCUCCUAUGGGUCGGACUCUGAAAUUACUGCCCUCGUGGACAAGUAUGAGAUUAACAUAAUCGUUGAAAUAAAUCCUGAUGGUUAUGUGUACUCGUGGGAGAGGGAUCGUAUGUGGAGGAAAACUCGAUCAAGAAGUAGCAAAGACUUGUAUGGUGUUUGCCCCGGUACAGACGCGAACCGAAAUUUCGAUAUUGACUUUGGAGGUGUUGGAACAAGUUCAAAACCAUGUGAAGAAAUAUUUUGUGGUGACAAACCAUUCUCAGAGAGUGAAACUCGUGCUUUGAGGGACGUCAUGAUUGCCAAGAAAGAUCGCAUCAAAAUCUACUUCGCAAUACACGCAUAUUCUCAAUUAUGGAUGUCCCCAUAUGGAUUUAAAAAAUCACUACCACCCAACUACAACGAAUUGAUUCGUGUUGGCAGGGCUGGUGUUGAUGCCUUGGAAAAGAAAUACGGAACUAAGUACAAACUCGGUACCACUGCUAAUGUUAUUUAUGAAGCUGCCGGAGGAUCAGAUGAUUAUAUUUACGAUAAAUUAGGAGUCAAACUAGUCUAUACUAUUGAGUUACGAGACACGGGUUAUUAUGGUUUCAUGCUGCCCGAGAGGUACAUAUUACCCAUGAGCGUAGAGACAUGGGAUGGUGUCAAGGCCGCUAUACAAGCAAUCUAGAUCGUCCAUUGGUUUAAAUCACUGUUUCACAAUUAAAUAAAGCGUUUUCUCGUGAUAA
This is a messenger RNA of Parasteatoda tepidariorum (common house spider), 1404 nucleotides long. Its product is annotated as carboxypeptidase B. Gene Ontology annotation, biological process: proteolysis. Gene Ontology annotation, molecular function: zinc ion binding; metallocarboxypeptidase activity. Lineage: Eukaryota; Metazoa; Arthropoda; Arachnida; Araneae; Theridiidae. The record is from RefSeq and is a predicted model, not a curated record.